Molecule: messenger RNA, 450 nt
Organism: Schizosaccharomyces octosporus yFS286
Lineage: Eukaryota; Fungi; Ascomycota; Schizosaccharomycetes; Schizosaccharomycetales; Schizosaccharomycetaceae
Exons: 3
Coding region: 1-450 (149 amino acids)
Biological process (GO): box C/D snoRNP assembly
Molecular function (GO): box C/D methylation guide snoRNP complex binding
Source: RefSeq, a predicted model, not a curated record
AUGGACCCAAAUCAACAAUCAGAUCGUGUCCGAUCUUCUCUCCUUGAUCAAUGCAAAACGUUUCUUCCUCAGUUGAAAGAGGCAAAUGAGGAAUUGCAAAAUUCUGAGGGCAAACAUGACCUUCAAGAUCUUUCCAAUGAUGAAAACUAUAUAGAAAUGGAUUUGGCACUAGGUGUUUUGGAAGAACAAUCUGCGAAGCAUAAUGAGCUAGAGCAAGAAUCAUUGAACGCUGAAAAAGGCGAUGAUGAAGUAAAGGAAAACCCACUAGAGCAUCUUUUGAACAUUUACCAUCAACAGUUGGAAAAUCCGUCUGAUAAUGACACGACACUGACAGACUUCCUUGGAGAAAAACUUAGCAAAGCUGCUCAAGCAGAUUUGGAGCAGAAGCCAGAUGAAUCAGACGAAAGCAAUUUACGUGAAAUUGAGACAAAGACUACAAAAAAAAUAUAA